Messenger RNA from Anopheles merus, 4071 nucleotides. RefSeq lists its product as uncharacterized. Lineage: Eukaryota; Metazoa; Arthropoda; Insecta; Diptera; Culicidae. The transcript is spliced from 4 exons. Bases 1007 to 2083 code for a protein of 358 amino acids. The record is from RefSeq and is a predicted model, not a curated record.
CGGCUCGGACAGCGGCUGCAAGUACACCGUGACGACCCGUUGCCUACCCGAAGCGUCGACGAUAACCACCUACACUAUCAUAUCCACACCACCAAGGACACCGACAACAGGCCCAGCAACGUCCCCGCAAGAUCCACAAUUGUCACCACCAACACCACCGACCAGCAGCAUUAAUUUGCCGAUCACUUCUGAUACACCGAACCGAACAACCUCCGAAGAACGUGCUCCGAACCCUUCGGACGAAUCACCUCCACCACCACCAUCACGCAUCAGCCCCCAACAGGCGGAAGACAAUAAUAAGUUGGACUGCAGUGAGCGCUUCGAGCGGCGUAGAAACUCCUUUUUCGAAAGCAUUCGCGCAGUAGUGGUACGUGGCACCAAUAGCAGACACCAACAACAGGCAACGAACCAACUCGACACGGAAGAAGGCAGCGACGAGCUGCAAUCACUGCGUGCGCCAGCAGCAACAACAGCUUCGCAUCAUCACCAACGGUCCAACGUGGAUUUUGGACCCGCCGACAGGACGACAGCAACGACGGCCGCCAAUAUUACUUCCACCGCAAACAUCGCCUCCACCACCACCACCAUCACGUCGGCGAACAGUUACUCCCGGAAUAAGUCGACCACACGCAGCUGGCCCGUGAUACAUCGUAACAAUUCCUACUACCGCUACCAAACAUCCAGUGGCAGUGGCGGCGGAAGCGGCGGCGGUGGUGGUGGUGGUGGUGGUGGCGAAAGUGGGACUCAACAGUCCUCCUCCGCUCACCGGCGACAACCAUCAUCGCAUCAGCACGGCUAUCUACAGUACGAUUACGAUGCACCCCUGCUGCAGUACGGUGGCGGCGGCGGUGGCGGCGGCUUAAGCUACUACCCGCCCAAUGAUACGAACAACAACACGCUGGGCAACGAUUACCAUCUGCUAGCGAGCGGUCACCACUACCCACCACCGCCGGACAAGUCUCCCAGCAUUGACAGCUGCUACUACUACCAGCACUACAGCACCAGCAUGCAGCCAUCGGCGACGACCACCACCAUCAUGGCCACGACCAGCACGGGUCCGGGCGGCACGACUACGACGACGGCGACGGCCGGAGCUGCCGCACCCAACCAUCAACAGACACCGUCCGGCAAUGGGACGUGCUCCUCGAUACCGCCACCGAUCAUGUUCCUCUUCCUGACGCUGCUCAUGACGUCCAGUGCGACCGCGAUGCUGUGCGCCGCCAUCAUGACCGAUCACUGGGAGCACGUGUCCUGGGACCGCAACAGCCUCGAUCGCAUCAGCAACGAAACCGCCAUCGAGCUGCACUGGUACCUGGACGGCCGGGCGGCAAAGAUUCCGCUCAAGGGCAAAGGUUUACCGAAGCAACAACAUCCUCAUCAUCAUCAGCAGCAGCAGGUUGGACAAAAGAGCGGUGGUGCAGCGACGAACCCGGUGGUGACGGAUAAUCGGGCCGGCGUUUUCCUCGUACCGAUGAACGGUGGCAUCUGGACGCUCUGUAUCGAUCUGACGGCGGAGGAGAUCCGGGAGAUGUCGAACGACGGCUUUCCGCAGGUCGAUCAGUGCGUCAACUAUCUGGCCGGCACGAUGGAGAGCGCACAGGGCAACGAUGAGGAUGCGAGGGCCGAUUGGCAACACAGUGAGUCCCAGGCGUCCUUACAUCCGCAUUUAAGAAUGCAGAAUCUAUCGAUUUCCUGUUCGCUCGUGUGCCUCAUCAUACUCGGCAGCGCUGCCCUGGUGGGCGCUUUCGGUGUGUGCCAGCGCCAAAUCAGUGCCGUACUGGUGACGGGCGUAAUGUACCUGCUGGCUGCGCUCUUCGCCCUGUUCACGCUGAUGAUAAUACACUUCAAGCGGCAGCAGGGCCGGCCCCUGCUCGAUAGUGACUUCGACGGCACGAUCGACGGUGUGGUCGCCAUCAAGGGGACGGCACGGGCCGCAUCGAAAUUCCUGGGCGCUCGCAUCUUCGUCACCGCCUGGAGCCUGGAGCUGGGCUGGGGCGGUGUCGUACUGUGCGUCUUCACCUCCUUCCUCUGGAUUCUGCUGUCGAAAAUCAUGCGCUUCAAUCCGCUGUCGGCAAUGAUUUGAUGAUUCAAAUUUAAGUUCAACAAGGUCGCCGUUUACAGUGUAACCUAGUAGUAGCAGGACCCUGCCACACGCUCAAUGUGCGACCGACCGACCGCCGAUCUCGACCUUCCGCCACGGUGCGGGACUUCAGCCAGCCAAGCGCACCGUUCCGGUGAUGAUUUCUAUUGAUCGAACUCAAAUCGAGCUGUUCAAUGUAGACUAGCUAUUAUCAACAUGUGGGAGGGAAAUGAUUUCUCACGGUGUUUCCCCUCACCACCCCCACCAGCCAGGUUCGGUGGGGCGCAUUUCUUUGUGAUAACAAACUAUUCCAAUCAUCGCACAAUUCUCUCCACACUGCUUCAGCUUCGUCUUCAAACGGCGUGUGUUGAACGCACUAUUAUUAUAGGAUAACUUUAGGAAAUGUUUCCAAUGUUUUCAAACGACAACAAUAUAUCAUUGUAGUUUACACGCUUAUACACUUUUUACGCGCCUUUUUACAUUUUUCAUAUCCUCCCCCCUACACUACUAUGUCUUUUACAAGCUACACACACUCGUUUUGCGUGAAGCGUUAGAAAAGUUGCUAGAGAAGCUUCGGGAUUUACUUUAAGCCAAGCUUUAUCAUUAUUCUAAGAAGAGACGUUUCUUUAACGUCAAACGUAGUUUUAGGCUCCUCGCUUGCGAUAUAUCUUUACGAAAAAUGGUUAGGCGGUUAAAAUUCGUUCGUUCAAAGCAACUCUUACAUGUAGAAGUAAAACUAUUAAAUAAUUCCGUACCACCUAUUGCGCGAAUUUCUAUAAAAAGAAGAAAGGAAAUUAAAUCCAACAUUGAAAGAGAGAAACAAGUAGAGAUAAAGAAGGGAAUUGAAUGGUAGAGUGGUGAAGCAGGAUCGAACGAUAUCGUACAAUUUCAAACACGUUCUGCGACUAUUUAGUUAAGAGAAAAUCAAACAGAUGGUGGUGGCAUGUGAGGCUAUGGGUGAAAAAGAACCAAUUCAAAUGUAAGAAAAGGCACCACUACUACUCAAAAACUGCUUCGCGGGCCGUUAUAGCCGUCGUGGUGUUCGAUAGUAAUCUUGGACUACGAACCAUCGCUGGGGUAAUGGUAACAAACGGAAAGGAAGCUCUAUAGAGACUGUAAGCAUCAUCAUUACACAUCCUACAUACUAUACCCACACACAUACACCAUUGAAGAGACAUACGGAAAGCGAACGAACAUUAUUCAAAGUAUUGGAAACACACACGGGAUUAACUCCUAUAUAGCGGGGUACAUCCUUUGAAUGUACAGGAAGUAAUGUGUUAACGAAACUCAUCUCUCUAAUCAAAUAUCUUAGUGCAAUGCUUUCAUUGCCUGCCAGCAGCAGCAUUAUACUAGAAUAGGAAGGACGCGAUUUACAGUUUUGGUUGUCUUUCUCUUGCUCACAUGCCGCAGUUCGGAAGAAAAUUGCUUACACUCGACCCGCAGGCCCAUGUGUAGCGGAGCAGCUGUUUCUUGCUAUCGAUAUUGUGGUUCGACGUCUAAUUCCUCCGACCCUAAAUACAAGAGUGUGCGGAUGCAGCGUUCAAUUCGGUGCAAACACUCCGAGCUUAAAAACAGGCAUUAGGUUCACAACAAGUUUUAAACGCAACUUACACCACAAACAAAACAAAACAUACAUAUAAAAUCAGAAACCAGCGACCAGGACCCGGACCGGUUCCCCGGUAUACAGUGCAUGCGAGCAUGGGAACGGCCCUAUCCACCAGAGGUAGAAGAAAGAAAAUACAAUUAUCGAUAUAGUUUAUGUAAAAGCUUUGCCUUAUAAAACGUAAGUGGAAACAAACAAAAAAUCGUGGUGCGAAACCAAAAGAUUCUCUAUACAUACAGAUAUAUACAAGGAUAUUAAUUAUACAAAAUAUUAACUUCUGCGAAACUUGAUGCAAAAGAGAGAGGGAGAGAGCGCGCGCGCGAGGGCUUUAGGAAUAAAACAGAAAAAAAAUAUAGAAGGAGGAAGAAAAUAUCACACCAAACGCUUC